GGGUGGCCGUGGUUCUGACGAGUCCGCGGCGCCGGCAGCGGCAGAGCGGGGUAACCGCGCCGAACCGCCCGUGACUGGUCGCGGCGAAGAUCGGGGCUGGCCAGGAGACGUGCUGAAACGCGCGUGUUGGACUUGGGGCUAACGCCAUAGCACGUAGGUGUCUAUUCUAGGGAGAGGAAAUUGGGUUCCCAACCAAACGCAACUGGGUUCAUGCAAACUUAAGUAGUGCAUCUGUAAGAAAAAUAUGGACUUGGGAUCACAUUCCACUUUAAAUGAACACCUGCAAAAGACAGGAAUUCCAUCUGGAUCACAAGAUAAAGUUUCAGUUCUUGAUUCUGGACCAGGAAUGGCUGAACCUCAGUUAGCUGUGGACCCUGUAGCAACAUCAAACUUGUCUGUUAAAGCACCUGAAUUUUAUCCACCAGGAUACAACCAGAACUUCAACCAGAAUUUCACGGAUUCUUCCUUCGAAGAUAGAUGUGAUGGCUAUCUGACUCUGGCAGAAUAUGUACAAGACUUCCUAAAUCACCUUAUGGAGCAACCAGGUUGUUUUGAAACAGAAAUAGAGCAAUUUGCUGAAACACUGAAUGGCUGGGUCAUUGCAGAUGAAGCUUUACAAGAACUUGUUGAACUCAUCUAUCAGCAGGCCACAUCUGUCCCAAAUUUUUCGUACAUGGGAGCACGGUUGUGUAACUAUCUAUCUCACCAUCUAACCAUUAGUCCACAAAGUGGGAACUUCCGACAGUUACUGCUUCAAAGGUGUCGAACCGAGUAUGAAAACAGAGAUGAAGCUACCAAAGGGGAUGAGACUACUAGAAAACAAUUUCAUGCCUUUGUGCUGUUCUUAGCUGAACUUUAUCUUAACCUAGAGAUUAAAGGAACAAAGGGACAGGUUACACGGGCAGAAAUUCUUCAAGAAGGCCUUCGGGAAUUACUGAAUGCACUCUUCUCUAAUCCUGUGGACAGUAAUUUGAUAUGUGCAGUGAAACUGCUGAAGUUGACAGGUUCUGUUUUAGAAGAUGCCUGGAAAGAAAAAGGAAAGAAUGAUAUGGAGGAAAUGAUUCAGAGAAUUGAAAAUGUUGUGUUGGAUGCAAACUGUAGCAGAGAUGUGAAACACAUGCUCCUGAAACUAGUAGAACUGCGAUCUAGUAACUGGGGUAGAGUUCAUGGGACAACUCCACAUGCAGAAGCUACCCCUGAAAAUGACCCAAACUACUUUAUGAAUGAACCAACAUUUUACACUUCUGAUGGUGUUCCUUUCACUGCAGCAGACCCAGAUUAUCAAGAAAAAUACCAAGAGCUGCUUGAAAGAGAGGAUUUGUUUCCAUAUUAUGAAGAAAAUGGAGCAGAUCUGACAGGACCUGGAGAACUGUAUUUUGAUGAGAUUGAUGAUGAGAUGGACCCAGAAAUUGAAGAAGCAUAUGAAAAAUUCUGUCUAGAAUCAGAACAUAAGAGAAAACAGUGAGAUGUUAUGUAUUAAUGUUAGUUUAUUUAACCACUUUAGGUAUGCUUAGAGUGAAGGGGGACACAAAACAUUUGUACCAAAAUGAGAAACUUGAGUUUCUCCAAGUACUAAAGUUACACAAUUUCCAUUUUGUUUAACAGAAUCUGCCAAAAAUUGUAAACUUAUGCCCUGUAACUUAAAAUGUUGUGUAUAUAUCAUAGUUUAUUUUGUGAAAAAUGUUUUUUGAACAAUGUUUUGGCUGCAAUAAAAAUUAUUUAAAAAUUAUAAUUGAAAUUAAAAUUUAAUGGGGAACUGUCCCUUAAAACUUCCCUUGAGGAAGAAAGGGAAAGAAUAAUGAUCUGAAUUUGCUUGCUUGUUUGCUUUAGUAUAUAUUGGGAUUUACUCAUCCUAUUUACCAUAUACAAUAUAUCUUGCAUUUACUUCCUCCACUUCCCCCCACAAGAAGAGUACAAUCCAAAAAAGAAAGAAAUUUUUUUCUGUAUAUCACAAUCAUGAAAAGUGGCUUGUGAAAGUUUUGUGUAUGAGUUUUUGUUUUGUUCAUUUCCUUUUUCUUCUUUCAAAACACAUGGGUGAGGUCUGGACUUUUCUUUUUUCCUGGAAUAAAUAUGUUACAUGUCGAUAUGUGAAAAAGCAAGCAGUAUUUUGGAAGUGAGGUGCUUUCAAGAUCUUUGGUUCAGAUAAGCUUAUUUUCAGAUCUGCAAGAAAAAGCUAUUCUGUAAUUUGUUGUGUUCUUCAAGGCAGUAGUAAUACGGUUAUGUUCUAAACCAUGCAUCUAAACCAAGAGUAUGUGCAGUGCUUUUUUUUUCUUUUUUUUCUAGUAAUGUAUCUAACUUGUCUAACCUUUUGCAACUUUGUAACUUUCUUUUAAUCUUCCAAUUUUAUGUAGUUUGAUUUAAUUUUGUAGUUGGAGUAAAUUCAUAUAUUUCAUAAAUGUUA
Messenger RNA from Cyanistes caeruleus (blue tit), 2401 nucleotides. It is a transcript of the gene PAIP1, whose product is annotated as poly(A) binding protein interacting protein 1. Gene Ontology annotation, biological process: regulation of translational initiation. The record is from RefSeq and is a predicted model, not a curated record. NCBI's taxonomy places the organism in Eukaryota, Metazoa, Chordata, Aves, Passeriformes, Paridae. Gene Ontology annotation, molecular function: translation activator activity; RNA binding; protein binding.